AUGUCUUUCGGUGGGUUGAGUGUUGCUUUGAGUCUUGUGUUUGGGUGUCUUCUGCUGGCUCUGUGUGCUCAGCUUUACUAUUUCUUAUGGUGGAAGAAGAGAAGGGCACAGAUGGAUAUUGAGAUGGAUCAUGGGAAUUACGCAAAGGGGGUGUUUUAUUGGGGGUGUUGGAAGACCCCUUGCAGCAUGCAUGGUGCCAACGCCGGAGGGGUUGUGAGUAGGGACAUAGAGAACACAAUUCAUGAAUCAGAGAUGGAGUUGGAUUUGCUGCACAAGUCCUUUGGAGAAGAGGGUGUGGAGUCAGAGUUGAUGAGGCUGCACAAUCUGGCUGGUCCACCAAGGUUUCUCUUCCCCAUCAAGGAGGAAACCAAGGAAGAUUUGGAGUCCGAAGAUGGUAAAUCUAGGGGUGAUAGGAGCGGGAAGGGGUCAAGAACAAGGAGCCUGAGUGAUCUUAUGUUGACAAUUGACACCCCUUUUCUCACCCCUGUGCCUUCCUCUCCUUUAAAGUGUCCUUUGGCUUUGGACCCUCUUCAUUCUUACAAGCAUCAAGGAUUCAAUCCUCUCUUUGAAUCAUCGGCUGAAUUAGACUACAACAGAUUUAGAUCCUCACCACCUCCGAAAUUCAAGUUCAUGAGGGACGCAGAAGAGAAAUUGCAAAGAAGAUUGAUGGAAGAGGCUCGGAGAAAGGCUACAGAGAAUGUACAGGAAUGUGGGGUUAAAGAUUCCCUUAAUGAAACCACGGGCACUGAUUUUAGUGAUGGGUCCUUUCUUAGGUUCAUUCAGAACAAAGACACAACAGAGCGCAAACAGCUUCAGCAAUGUCUACCACAGUUUCCUUCAGGUUCAUCUCAGAUUCUCCCGUUGGCAUCUUCUCCUACAACAUUGAGACCACUUGAAAAGACAUCCAUUGUGCAUUAG
This is a messenger RNA of Sphenostylis stenocarpa, 918 nucleotides long. The record is from the annotation of a GenBank genome assembly. NCBI's taxonomy places the organism in Eukaryota, Viridiplantae, Streptophyta, Magnoliopsida, Fabales, Fabaceae.